This is a messenger RNA of Peronospora matthiolae, 600 nucleotides long. Lineage: Eukaryota; Oomycota; Peronosporomycetes; Peronosporales; Peronosporaceae. The record is from the annotation of a GenBank genome assembly.
AUGAUGAUCAACAGUUGCAUCAGAUGGAGGAGCAAGAAGCAACGAACGGUGGCACUAUCAUCAACGGAAGCAGAGUACAUGGUUCUAUCGGAGGCUACACAAGAAGCAGUUUGGUUGAGGGUGUUCCUGUACGAACUUGGUGAGAUGACAAGUAACCACGCUGUCAAGAUCUUCGAGGACAACCAAGGAUCGAUCGCAUUAGCCAAGAACCCAGAAUUUCACAAACGCACCAAGCACAUCGACAUUCGCUACCAUUUUGUUCGUGAAAAGGUUGCUGAAGGACAAGUGGUGCUAGAAUACUGCCCUACUAAGGGCACGAAGGCCGAUGUAAUGACCAAGUCGAUCACCGUCGUCCAGUUCCAGAAAUUUCGGACCAUGUUGGGUAUCAAGGCGCCACGAUCUGCCGAGGCGGGUGGGAGUGUUGUAAACGAUACGCCUCGGCAUGACGUUUCAGAAAAGUGUUCUGUAGCUCAGCCGGUUUGGUAUGGCAGUACCAUCCCAAAGGUCACUGGUUCGAUACCGGUGGGGCGUGCAAAAAAAAAGUUAAGCCUUCGGGAUCUGGUGUUUGGGGUGUACCAGCACUGUCCUGUCAGACAGUGA